GCAUACUUUAAUGGGAUGGCAGCUGAAAGAUUUUGUGUUCGCAAUUCAGGGGCCAAAGCAGUUGUGGAAGGUGUGGGUGAUCAUGGAUGUGAGUACAUGACUGGUGGAAUUGUUGUUGUGCUGGGAAAGACAGGUAGAAACUUUGCUGCUGGAAUGAGUGGGGGCAUUGCCUAUGUUCUCGACAUGGAUUCCAUGUUCAGAUCUCGAUGCAAUCUUGAGUUGGUUGAUCUUGAUCCAGUAGAAGUAGAUGAUAUUAUGACACUCAGAAUGAUGAUACAACAGCAUUUACGUCACACUAACAGUGAACUAGCUAAAGAAGUGCUUGCUGAUUUUGAGACUCUUUUGCCUAAAUUUAUCAAGGUUUUCCCUCGAGAUUACAAACAAAUUCUUGCAAGCACACAAGAAAAAGAAUCUGCAAAAGCAGCUGCUGAACAUGCUGCCAAAGAAGCUGAGGUGCAGGAAGAGGAAGAGUUGAUGGAGAAAGAUGCUUUUGAAGAGCUUAAGAAGCUGGCAGCUACAUCCUUGAAUGAAAAAGACUGUCAGGCUGAGGAGGACAAACAAUCGAAGAGACCUACUAGGGUUCCAAAUGCUGUGAAGCACCGAGGUUUUGUUGCCUAUGAGCGAGAGAGCAUUUCGUACAGAGAACCUAGUAUUCGGAUGAAUGACUGGAAAGAAGUUAUGGAAGAAUUAAGACCUGGCCCACUUCUGAAGACACAAUCUGCUCGUUGUAUGGACUGUGGCACUCCUUUUUGUCAUCAGGAGCAUUCUGGAUGCCCUCUUGGAAAUAAAAUUCCUGAAUUCAAUGAAUUGGUGUACCAAAAUAGAUGGCAUGAAGCAUUGGAUAGGCUCAUGGAGACUAAUAACUUUCCUGAGUUCACGGGCCGGGUAUGCCCUGCACCUUGUGAAGGGGCUUGUGUCCUUGGUAUUAUCGAGAAUCCCGUCUCUAUCAAAAGCAUGGAGUGUGCUAUAAUAGACAAAGCUUUUGAGGAGGGAUGGAUGGUGCCACGACCUCCCCUGAAGAGAACUGAGAAAAAAGUUGCCAUUAUUGGAAGUGGGCCUGCUGGCUUAGCUGCUGCUGACCAGUUAAAUAAAAUGGGUCAUACUGUGACCGUGUUUGAGCGGUCCGACAGAAUUGGUGGUCUUAUGAUGUACGGGGUGCCUAACAUGAAGGCCGAUAAAGUCGAUAUUGUCCAAAGACGGGUUAACCUCAUGGAAAAGGAAGGUGUAAACUUUGUGGUAAAUGCUAAUGUUGGGAAGGAUCCUGCAUACUCGCUUAAUCAGCUUCGUGAGGAUCAUGAUGCUAUUGUUUUGGCUGUAGGAGCCACGAAGCCAAGGGACCUCCCUGUUCCUGGACGAGAACUGUCUGGAGUCCAUUUUGCAAUGGAGUUUCUUCAUGCUAAUACGAAAAGCUUGCUCGAUAGCAAUCUUAAGGAUGGUAAUUACAUCUCUGCCAAGGGCAAGAAGGUAGUGGUAAUUGGUGGGGGUGACACCGGUACAGAUUGUAUUGGAACAUCUAUCAGACAUGGUUGCAGCAGCAUCGUAAAUCUAGAGCUUCUCCCUGAGCCACCACGAACUCGAGCAGCUGGAAACCCUUGGCCUCAGUGGCCCCGCAUAUUCCGUGUAGAUUAUGGGCAUCAAGAAGCUGCAUCGAAGUUUGGCAAGGAUCCUAGGUCUUAUGAGGUUAUGACAAAGCGGUUUGUUGGAGAUGAGCAUGGAGUGGUGAAAGGACUGGAGAUUGUGCGUGUCCAUUGGGAGAAGGAUGCAAUUGGGAAGUUUUCAUUUAAAGAAGUUGAAGGCAGUGAGGAGAUCAUUGAAGCUGAUUUAGUCUUACUAGCCAUGGGAUUCCUCGGGCCUGAAUCAACUCUACCUGACAAACUGGGCUUGGAGAGGGACAAUAGGUCCAACCUCAAAGCAGAAUAUGGACGCUUCUCAACCAAUGUGGAAGGGAUUUUUGCUGCUGGAGAUUGCCGCCGUGGUCAAUCUCUGGUCGUGUGGGCAAUUUCGGAAGGCCGACAAGCAGCUGCACAAGUUGACAAUUACCUAAUGAAAGAUGAGAAUGACGUCAAGAUUAGCACAGAGAGACCUGAAGAAUCGACAAAGACACAAGAUAGCAACAGACAAGCAGUUAUGACGUAGACCGCUUAAGUUUCACUUCAUACCAUGUUGUCUGAAGCAAGGGAAGACGGGGUCAUAUACUUAUCCUUUGUUGGAUAAUGAAGGGGUAGAAGCCAAACAUAACAGAAUGUUCAAGCCGGAAUUUAGGCCUUGAGAUUCUGAUAGUUGUAUUCUGGUGUUUAUAGAGUUGCUAGUGUUGGGUGCUUAAAUUUUGGCAUCUUUGUCAUGUUAAACUAAUAAUGUACAGUUUUUGUUUGUUCGAUGUUUUGAUGGAAAUGAAUAUAUGGGGAAUUCUAGUUGAAUUUA
Molecule: messenger RNA, 2421 nt
Organism: Olea europaea var. sylvestris
Lineage: Eukaryota; Viridiplantae; Streptophyta; Magnoliopsida; Lamiales; Oleaceae
Product: glutamate synthase [NADH], amyloplastic-like
Exons: 7
Coding region: 16-2136 (706 amino acids)
Molecular function (GO): oxidoreductase activity, acting on the CH-NH2 group of donors, NAD or NADP as acceptor; iron-sulfur cluster binding
Source: RefSeq, a predicted model, not a curated record